ACACUGGAGUCGCGAGUCACGCCGCCGGCGUAUACGAGUACAGUAGUUGCGCGUUUGACUCUUAGCAGUUGAAUUGGAAUUUGUGAUGUGUGUGUGUCAUCGCGUUUUCUUAACAGAAAAACGUCUUUUGGGGACUCGUAUCUGCGAUCUCUCAGCCUGCAUCCUCUCGCGUAUACGUACGUAGUGCGACGAAAGGAAGAAGCAAAGUGACGUGUUACACGUGCAUUGAGUGUGUUAAAGUGCCAUCUGAAUCCGACAUUUCGAGGACCGAGAUCCUACUAUUCCUGCUAGAAUUUCUACGCUCUACGUGUUCCCAUUACAUUUUUCGAGGCAUCAGUGGACAACAACUUCAAUUAUGAAGCUAUAACAAACACUAGCUAACACACGUGCAUGUCAAAAAAUGUAUUAGAGGCUGUGAUUAUUUUAUCUCAAGCUUAAGUUUGAAUAAUCCAAUUAUUUGGAACUAUCAACUCUUUCAUUUGAAGAUAUUCCAAUGAUCGAUACAUUGGAGCAUUUAUUAAUCAUUGGAGAAAUUAAGGAUUGAGUGCUUGUAACUUGACAAACUUAUCGAAAGUAUUUUGUCGUUACGAAACAACUAAAUAGAUAAAAUAACUAAAAAGAUUCAUAAUUUUCGGUCUCUUUACACACAUACUUACACACACUUACUCACUUACACACUUACACACACUUACACACACACACACACACACACAUAUAUAUAUAUUUAAGCAAUAAGCUCCAGUAAAAACAAGAGGAAGAAGCAUUGUCUAGAAACGAAGACGACAAGAAAACAUUUAAUAUCACGGGACCGGAAGUGAGGUCUGUCACAGUUGCCAAUUUAAUAAGUAGCAAUGUAGCAGCGCGAUACAAUGAAGGGUCGGAAGUUGUCAUUACGGGGGAUGUCGUCCUGGCAGCCCCAUCCAGGUUAAGAGGAGCAAUUAAUCUAUCAACCACGACAACUGCAAAGACGGCGACAACGACAAUAACUCCCGGUAUGGAUACCAGUGGUGAUUCAAGUAUGGACACUAACGGCGGCACCGCUGCUACGAGCGUCGGUGCCAUUGCUUCUGUCGUCGCCAACGCUGCAUCCUUGACAUUGGUUAAGGCUGAGAGACCGGAUCAUCUGACGGGGACGUCGACGUCGCCUGCGACGGUAACCGCUGUAGCCACUGGACCGAUCGGCACCGGAAAUAAUCUCUUCAGCGGUAUCGCUAACAGCAAUAAGACAGCUAGGUCGGACGAUUGGCUGGCGACGAACAGUCCGGGAUCACCGCAGAACUCUUUACAGAGCCAGCACGUGGUUUACUCCACUUCACAGCAGCAAUUGUCAGAACAGCAACCUUCGAUGGCCCACUCCAGUCCGCUCACGCAUCAACAAGUUAGCAAUAAUGGAUAUGCAAGUCCUAUGAGCACCGGCAGUUAUGAUCCGUACAGCCCCAACGGUAAAAUAGACUCACAUCUAUGUUUUCCCACUUCCUCUUUUCACACGGUCGCUUAACUAGUCUGAUCUCUGGAAGGAAACGAAGCGAUGCUCACUGGCCCGUUUUAGCUUUCAUCUCUCGGCUGAGCACAGCACAACGCGGUGGGAGAAAUAGAGAGGGAAAAACUCGCCAUUUGUUAGGUAAGACAAGAGAACAAGGAGGACACGAGUGGCUGUGUGCGUCCGCUUGUAUAGACAUUCACCAAGAAAGCCAGAGUCAAGGCCGCUCACUGCUACGUCGUGACAGAGAGGUACUAACCAACAUGGAAACCUUGCUAAGUAAUAUUAAAACCGGCAACGUUUCGCGCGUGGUCUUUCUGGGUUUAGCGUAG
Messenger RNA from Temnothorax curvispinosus, 1812 nucleotides. RefSeq names its product ecdysone receptor-like. Lineage: Eukaryota; Metazoa; Arthropoda; Insecta; Hymenoptera; Formicidae. The transcript has 4 exons. Bases 995 to 1498 code for a protein of 167 amino acids. The record is from RefSeq and is a predicted model, not a curated record.